Aaosphaeria arxii CBS 175.79 is the source of this 1371-nucleotide messenger RNA. RefSeq lists its product as uncharacterized. Lineage: Eukaryota; Fungi; Ascomycota; Dothideomycetes; Pleosporales. The transcript has a single exon. The coding region runs from base 1 to 1371 and encodes 456 amino acids. The record is from RefSeq and is a predicted model, not a curated record.
AUGCCCAGGCCAACGGCAGAUCUACGAACUACUGGAGACCACCAAAGUCUUUCCUUCAACGCGGAAGGUGUUGAAGAACGGCGGCGAGUAUCAUUGCAGGCUUCAACUCGCGCCUCUAGUUCUACGAGCAACAGCAGUUUGUACGGAGCAAUCCCGCCGGGCUUCUACAAAAUACCAAUCCAUGGAAGCUGCCCACGUUGCCAUCAUCGCCAUGAAGCAACCGAGAUCAAAAUCAAAAUUACAUCGGGUUAUGCUCAAGCCAGUCAUAUUAACUGUGAGAAUUGUAACGAGCAAUGGAUGGCCCUAGGCGGUGCGAAUGCAACCUGCAUCUCGCUGUUAUCAGAAGCAACGAACGAGCCUGAUCAGGUAGAUACAGACUACCGCCGCGCUCUGAUCAAUAUGGUCCGAUCCAUGAGUGCAAUAGCUUCACCUGUACUUUCGAAUGUCCCGGAAUCUCCGUUAGAAGCACCGUCAAGGAAUUCCUCAGUUCGUUCGCCAAAUACUAGGCUACAGAGUUCUCGGUCUCGAGCGACAUCUUUUGAACCUGAGCGCCUAAACGACAAUGAAUUACAUCCUUCGAAUCGUUGUCGCCAAAAUUGCUCAAAUCAACAUACCCUGGAGAAGGGUGUAUUUCAACGUAUGAAGCGUUUAGCGGUCCGCGUUUCUACUUGGCGAAAAUCAUAUUUCCACAGAUCAAUACGAUUUGGAAGCAAACCUGGGGCAGAUUGCAUGGAUCGAAACGAUGCUCACGGAAUCUCUCAAACAAGCGGCCCUUUCAGCCCAGAAGAUUUAUCAAUCCAUUCGGGCGAUAUCCAGCGGGAAAGAACACAAUAUGAUGACCACGAGACUACGGCCCCGUCAAUUGACGCCCUAAAUGACGACCCCUUGCUCAGGAAUUUCAGAUUGGAAAAACUCCGUAAUAUCCAGAAACAGCGUAUCGCUAUCGCCAGAAAGCAACUCCUGACUUGGAAACUUCAGCGGCAGAGAACUUGCGAAGAUCAACCUGGUAUGCCUCCACCGGCGUUUCUACCCGUACCUUCGACCACGGAGGAUUUACAUGCGUCCGCAUCCUCAACGAGUCUAGUACCAGAAUUAAACUUCCAAGGAACACGAGAGCGACGCCGUUCGCAGGAUAUCCUGUUGGUCGGGAGUCAUCUAGACGGCUUUUCUGUUGAUGAUGCGGUCCGAGCCCGACCCUUCAGCAUAGCCAGUACGACGAGACUGUCACAAGCAGCAACAGCCGUAAACUCAGAUAUACUCUCAACCACGACCAUGCAGUCCACCAUUCCGAUUUGGGAUGCAUCGCGCUCUUUUCAUAGUGCAAGGGCUGCUCAAUCACGACCGGCUUCAUUUUCGGCUUCACAUGUUUAA